This is a messenger RNA of Cataglyphis hispanica, 709 nucleotides long. It is a transcript of the gene COX5A, whose product is annotated as cytochrome c oxidase subunit 5A, mitochondrial. The coding region runs from base 102 to 554 and encodes 150 amino acids. Gene Ontology annotation, biological process: mitochondrial electron transport, cytochrome c to oxygen. Lineage: Eukaryota; Metazoa; Arthropoda; Insecta; Hymenoptera; Formicidae. The record is from RefSeq and is a predicted model, not a curated record. Gene Ontology annotation, cellular component: mitochondrial inner membrane. The transcript is spliced from 2 exons.
GUCGACUUCCGUCCUGACCGGUUUACGCAACGGAUCAAGACCGACGGUAUCGAAGAGCAAGAAUUUUUUUUCGAGCAGAAAGAAAAUCCUCGAGCGAAAGGAUGUUGCGCGUCGUAGCGUCACGUGUAGCCUCGGCGAUGGUGCCCCGAGUGACAGCCACCAACCUCAUCGGUGUACAAAGUAUAAGGGCUUCCCACGGUUCCAAGGAAACCGACGAGCAAUUCGAUCAGCGAUAUGUCAACUUCUUUAGCCGCAAUGAUAUCGAUCACUGGGAGAUUCGAAAGGCCAUGAAUGAUCUGGCUGGUAUGGAUAAUGUGCCAGAACCAGUUAUUGUAUGCGCAGCAUUGAGGGCUUGCAGAAGAUUAAACGACUUUGCACUUGCCGUAAGAUUCCUAGAAACUAUAAAAGAUAAAGCUGGACCUCAUGCCGACAAGGUUUAUCCUUAUAUUAUUCAAGAGAUCAGACCCGUUUUGGAUGAACUAGGUAUCAGCACGCCUGAGGAGCUAGGUUACGACAAGCCGGAAUUAGCCUGUGAAUCAGUAUACCAUAUGUAACAGGUUAAAAAUUAUAUUACAAAUAUUAGUAUUUAUAUGUUCUCUUAGCUGCUACAUCAGAUGCAUAUGAUAAAUAAUAGUUAUCAGCAAAGCAGAACUUUCCAUGUAUCUGCAUUAUCAGCAGCAUUGUUGAAUAAAAAACACAAUUGACAUAA